Patella vulgata (common limpet) is the source of this 2454-nucleotide messenger RNA. Its product is annotated as glioma pathogenesis-related protein 1. The transcript has 9 exons. Bases 406 to 1512 code for a protein of 368 amino acids. The record is from RefSeq and is a predicted model, not a curated record. Lineage: Eukaryota; Metazoa; Mollusca; Gastropoda; Patellidae.
UGUGGGCAUGUUUAGACCACCUCUUAAUAUAGCUCACAGUGAAUUAACCAACUUCACGCAUUGAUUAGAGGUGUUUUGAUUCUGUUAUGCUAAAUACGUAGCGGUUUUAGUUUUGUCGUCUUUGGCGAACGUUGGUCUAUAAUAAUAAUUUACGCUACUGGCCUUAAUUGUGGUCCAUAAUAUUCACACCUUAUCAGAUGACAAAUUGACAAGUGUCGGAUUUAAACAGUAGCGUUUUGUACAAAUGUAAAGUGAACGAAAGAUAGAGGAGGGAUUUAAAAACUGGACUGGCUUUAUAAAGCUGUGAACUGCGGUGGUUGCGGAUUAAGGUUUCAAAAAGGAUUCUGUGCCUAUGUUUAUGAGUAGUAGGUAGUUAACUUUAGAUUAGGUGUUUUAAUACUAGCUAUGGUUGUUAAUAAUAAUUAUAGAUUAACUAGUAGACUAGCCAUUUUAUUUAGUGUUUUGUCUGUUGUAUACUCGUAUACUGGUUUAGCUGAUAUUAGAGCUUUUCAUAGAACAAUACUCGAACGGCAUAAUGAAUACAGGAGGAAUCAGAGGGCUUCAAAUAUGCGAGAAAUGGAAUGGGAUGAAUCUUUAGCUAUUCAAGCAUCAACUUAUGCUCAACAAUGUAAUUAUCAACGUCCAAAACGAAGUCCAGAUCAUGGCGAAAAUUUGCAUUUCGAAUCAGGAUAUGUCAAGAGCUGGCAUUCUAUACGUAAAAGUAUUCGUAGAUCAAUGAAUAAUUGGCAUAGAGAAAUGCAAUAUUUUAGAUAUGGUAGAGACUGUGGUAGUGCUUGUUCCUUUGUACAGAUGAUUUUAGCAGAUAGUUAUAAAGUUGGUUGUGGUUUAAACAGAUGCCGAACUAUGACGUAUGGUAGAACACAACGUCGCCAUGUUUCUCUAUUUGUCUGUUUUUACGCACCAAAGGGUCAGCUAAUUGGUGAUUAUCCCUUUAAGAGAGGUCCGGUCUGUUCACAGUGUCCACGAGGUACCCAGUGUCGACAAAAUUUAUGUUCCAACUCAAAUAGUGCUGGAUCACCAUCUAAUAUUAUAGAACCUAAUCCACCCAAAUCAGCCGAUUCAGUGGUGGGGCCCAUAUUACCCGAUUCAGGACCUUUAUCAAGUAGUGAUCAACAUUACCUUGUUCUAGUUCAUAAUAGAAUGAGAGAAAGGCGGAGAUUACCCGAAUUAACAUGGAGUAGUAUUUUAGAACUAUGGGCAUCCUAUGUGAUCAGAUGUGAUACUGAAUACCCAGGACCAGAAACAUCAUACUCAAACUUCGGUAAAAUAGACAGAAGCCAACCUGUGUAUCAGUUAGUAUAUGAAUGGGGUGACGAAGGAGAUGAUGUGUAUAUCCAUCUUGAAUCAGGCUGUAGAACACCAAGUGACAGUCAACAAUGUAACCAUAAUACAAAUAUAAUGGAACGGUCAAUAACAAGAAUAGGAUGUGCUGCAAUGGCAUGUGGUCGUAAAAGACAACUUACCUGUAUCUAUGACAAUAGAACUAUCUAAUCUAUGUCUUUAUAAUACAUUAGAUAAUCAAAACAUUCCAUGACAAUUGGUGCAUUUCCAUUUUCCAGGGCUUUUUAUUUUACAUUUCUUACGGCUAAGUUUAUUCAUUUAUUUCGAUCAUUUACUUGAUGAAUAUAUUAUGCCACAACUCUAUAAAUAAACUUCGCAUUCUGACAUUCCAAAUUAUUUCUUAAGAACGUUUUAUAUAUUAAUAUUAUAUUUCUUUAAAACAAAUAGUCAAAAUUUAAAUAUUUAUAUUUAUAUUAAAUAACCUCAUAAUAAUUAUUUUAAAUUUUUGUGUUUAAAUUCAUUUAGUCCUUUCACUCUUGUUAAAUACUUUUACCAGCCCUUUUAAAUGCUGUUGGUUUAUACAUGUAUAAUAAUAAAUAGAUAUGUCGUCAUUUAAGAGCUAUGUGUUCACUGCAUAUACAUGUACAUUACAUGUACAUUACAUGUCCCGGGUAUUAUUAUCUGCAUACUAUUUUUCUAACGGAAAUCCAAGUAUCAACUUGAUUCAAAUUCGCACAAUCAUCACAUGCAAACACGUAUGGUUUACGUACUGAUCCAGGUAACUUCGAAAUAUUAAUGGCAUAUUUGCUCAGGAAAUCCUUUCGUAGUAUAUAAUUAUGUAAGCACUAUUAGUAGUCAUUUUAAAACAAAUUGUGCAUUUUGUUGGUGUGACGAUUUUAAGUGCCAAUAGUUCAUCUUUAAAUUAAAAACCGUACUAGUGUAUUGAAGUUUUUUAUGGACAAGCCUCUAUAGAUGAUUUAGUUUCACAUACUAUAACUUAGGAUGUAUUGAUAUUAUUAUAUAAAUAUAUUAUUAUUUUAUAGGCCAUUAUAAUGUUACUGUAUCUUAUCUUAUAAGUAUUAUUUAUAACUAUAUGUAUUAAUAUUAUUAACAUGUUGUAUAUCUAUGUCAUAAUAAAAUGUAACAUAUGUA